Procambarus clarkii (red swamp crayfish) is the source of this 1674-nucleotide messenger RNA. Lineage: Eukaryota; Metazoa; Arthropoda; Malacostraca; Decapoda; Cambaridae. The record is from RefSeq and is a predicted model, not a curated record.
AUGGUUGUUGUACAUGUUAUUGCACGAGACUGGGAAGGUGAUCAAAGUGAUAUACAUCGAGUACAAUUGCCUCCCGACCCAUGUGUCAGUGACCACACUAGCCGCCCUCACAGUGCCGUGAGUGACCAGUCUCCCGACCCAUGUGUCAGUGACCACCCUAGUCGCACUCACAGUGCCGUGAGUGACGAGUCUCCCGACCCAUGUGUCAGUGACCACACUAGCCGCACUCACAGUGCCGUGAGUGACGAGUCUCCCGACCCAUGUGUCAGUGACCACACUAGCCGCACUCACAGUGCCGUGAGUGACGAGUCUCCCGACCCAUGUGUCAGUGACCACACUAGCCGCACUCACCGUGCCGUGAGUGACCAGUCUCCCGCCCCAUGUGUCAGUGACCACACUAACCGCCCUCACCGUGCCGUGAGUGACGAGUCUCUCGACCCAUGUGUCAGUGACCACACUAGCCGCCCUCACCGUGCCGUGAGUGACGAGUCUCUCGACCCAUGUGUCAGUGACCACACUAGCCGCCCUCACAGUACCGUGAGUGACGAGUCUCUCGACCCAUGUGUCAGUGACCACACUAGCCGCCCUCACCGUGCCGUGAGUGACGAGUCUCCCGACCCAUGUGUCAGUGACCACACUAGCCGCCCUCACAGUACCGUGAGUGACGAGUCUCCCGACCCAUGUGUCAGUGACCACACUAGCCGCCCUCACAGUACCGUGAGUGACGAGUCUCCCGACCCAUGUGUCAGUGACCACACUAGCCGCCCUCACAGUACCGUGAGUGACGAGUCUCCCGACCCAUGUGUCAGUGACCACACUAGCCGCCCUCACAGUACCGCCCUAAGAAGGAAAAGUGAGGAACUUGGUAUAUUUUUAUUGAUGUGGGAUGGUUAUUGGAGGCCCGAGGAAGCAAAUAUGAAUCCCAUCUGGGAAGGUGAUCAAAGUGAUAUACAUCGAGUACAAUUGCCUCCCGACCCAUGUGUCAGUGACCACACUAGCCGCCCUCACAGUGCCGUGAGUGACCAGUCUCCCGACCCAUGUGUCAGUGACCACACUAGCCGCACUCACAGUGCCGUGAGUGACGAGUCUCCCGACCCAUGUGUCAGUGACCACACUAGCCGCACUCACAGUGCCGUGAGUGACGAGUCUCCCGCCCCAUGUGUCAGUGACCACACUAGCCGCCCUCACCGUGCCGUGAGUGACCAGUCUCCCGCCCCAUGUGUCAGUGACUACACUAGCCGCCCUCACCGUGCCGUGAGUGACCAGUCUCCCGACCCAUGUGUCAGUGACCACACUAGCCGCCCUCACCGUGCCGUGAGUGACGAGUCUCCCGACCCAUGUGUCAGUGACCACACUAGCCGCCCUCACAGUACCGUGAGUGACCAGUCUCCCGCCCCAUGUGUCAGUGACCACACUAGCCGCCCUCACCGUGCCGUGAGUGACGAGUCUCCCGACCCAUGUGUCAGUGACCACACUAGCCGCCCUCACAGUACCGUGAGUGACGAGUCUCCCGACCCAUGUGUCAGUGACCACACUAGCCGCCCUCACAGUACCGUGAGUGACGAGUCUCCCGACCCAUGUGUCAGUGACCACACUAGCCGCCCUCACAGUACCGUGAGUGACGAGUCUCCCGACCCAUGUGUCAGUGACCACACUAGCCGCCCUCACAGUACC